Molecule: messenger RNA, 4120 nt
Organism: Drosophila innubila
Lineage: Eukaryota; Metazoa; Arthropoda; Insecta; Diptera; Drosophilidae
Product: longitudinals lacking protein, isoforms N/O/W/X/Y
Exons: 7
Coding region: 652-3606 (984 amino acids)
Biological process (GO): regulation of transcription by RNA polymerase II
Cellular component (GO): nucleus
Molecular function (GO): protein binding
Source: RefSeq, a predicted model, not a curated record
AGAAAACUUUUCGUGCGCGCUCGUCAGUCGUCAGUUUUUCUUCAGUGGCUCCGCGCGUUUCGCAUUUUGUUGUGCGGGCUGCUACUCCGCAGCAGCAGGAAAACUACACAUACAUACACACAACUCAACUGAAAAACUUGGCUUUUUAAUAAAAAUAAAUUCAAUUUUAUUGCUUUUUCUCCCGCGCGCUUUUACACAUAUACAAACCGUGCGUCUCUAUAUCUAUAUAUAUAAAUGUGUGUGUGUGUAUCAACAUAAUUUUGAUGUGCAAAGCUCUUAAAAAAAAAAAACAACAAAAUCUAAUCAAAACGACACGACGACUAUGUGCUGCCUGUGAUUCUAUUUCGUUUUUAAUUGACAUAACUACAAGCAUUUGACAAGCAAAAGAAGAUCAAGAAGAAGACGAACAAAAAGAAGAAGAAGCAGUCAUUUCAACUAAAGCUGUACAAAACAAAACAAACGUUAAGCUGCCCUCCUCCCAUACAGUACUUUCCGGAAAGCUGCGUAAAAGAAAAUCGUGCUUGGCAGAGAGCACAACCGAAACGGAAGCCACGUCGAACGACGACGGUCGGCUGGAAAUAAAGCUCCUCCCUUCUCCCCCACCCCCUCUCUUUGUUUCCUUGGACUAACUGUUACAAUACACUGUCCAAAAUGGAUGACGAUCAACAGUUUUGUUUGCGGUGGAACAACCAUCAGAGCACGUUAAUCAGCGUAUUUGACACGUUGCUGGAAAAUGAGACACUAGUCGAUUGCACGCUCGCUGCCGAGGGUAAAUUUCUCAAAGCCCACAAGGUGGUACUAUCAGCAUGCAGUCCCUACUUUGCUACAUUGCUGCAAGAACAGUACGACAAGCAUCCAAUUUUCAUACUCAAGGAUGUCAAGUAUCAGGAACUGCGCGCCAUGAUGGACUAUAUGUACCGUGGCGAGGUCAACAUCUCGCAGGAUCAAUUGGCCGCGCUGCUCAAGGCUGCCGAAUCGCUGCAGAUUAAGGGACUGUCCGACAAUCGCAGUGGCGGUGGCAGCGGCACAGCAGCAGCAGCUGCUGCAGCACAACAACAACAACAAGCUACCCACAAACCGGAUUCACAUCAUCGCGUCAAGCUGAGCGGCCAAUACACGUUGGAGCAGACAAAGCGUGCGCGUAUUGCAACUGGCGGUGCUGGUGGUGUCAUGGAUGCAUCUGGUGAUGUGUCCGGUUCACGCGAAGGCUCCUCCAGUCCGUCGCGUCGUCGUCGAAAAGUGCGACGCCGCAGCAUGGAAAACGAUAUUCACGACAACUCGAAUUCGUCAGUGCUGCAAGCAGUCGCCGCCUCCAAUCAGUCAAUCCUCCAACAAACAAGCGCCAGCCUCGCCGCCUCCGCUCUGGUCAGCACUCAAUUGGCCAGCGGGAGCAGCGCAGGUGCAGCAGUUGCAACAGCAGCAGCAAGCAAUGCAGCAUGUGGCAGCAGCAGCCAAGUAUCGAACCAGCCAUUGACCAGCAGCAGCAGUAACGUUACCAAAAAGACUGAAAGCGCUAAACUAACAUCGACAGCUGCCCAGGGCGCCCAACAACAACAACAGCAGCAACAACAACAAACAACAAGCGAUGCCAUUAACACCGACAAUGUACAACAACAACAACAGCAGCAACAACAACAGCAACAGAAUCAAGGCGCCCAAGGCGAUGCUGAUGAAAUGGAUGUGGCAAGUGGUGCUGGUGGUGCAAGUGGUGCCGUUGCAGUCCACACGGGUGUCGUUAAGCAAUUGAUACCGCUUGACAAGUCGAAUCAUAAACAAAAGAUCAAAGAUAAUAGCAUAACAACAACUGAAAUGGUAAUUGAGCCCAAGGCCGAAUACGAUGAAGAUGCGCACGAUGAGAAUGUUGAGGAUUUGACUUUGGAUGAGGAGGAUAUGACAAUGGAGGAGCUGGACCAAGCAGCCGGCACCAGUCAGGGUGGCGAAGGAUCUAGUCAAGCAUAUGCAGCAUGGCAACACGACAGAUCUCAGGAUGAACUUGGACUAAUGGCCGCACAGGAUGCACAGCAACGGGAUCCACAAGAUGAUAAUGGACAACUCGAUGCAGGCGAAUCUCGAAUACGUGUACGCAAUUGGUUAAUGCUGGCGGAUCAGUCGAUAAUAGACAAGACUAGCGAUGAUUCCACAGACAAACUAACUCCGAGCAAAAAGCCAAAUGCGAACGCGGCUAAAAACACUAACAACGCCAGUGGUAAGGCGCCAACGGGCACGCCCACAACGAUGACGAUCAGCACAACGCCAGCGUCGGUGACAAGGACGCUCAACCACCACAACAACAGUAACAGUAACAGCAACAGGAACAACAACAAUAACAACAAUGUGAAUAACGAUAAAAGCGGCAGCAGCAGCUGUUUGCCAGUGUUGGAUCCAAAGACACAAACGGUGACCAGAAUUGGAAGCAUUGGACGCACAACAAUUGCGUGUAUUACACCGGCUAGCCUGAAGAAUAGCUCCAGUAAUUGCAAUGUGGAUGCCGCAUCGGCAGCAGCGCUGGCCGCUGCAGGCGUCGAAUUGGAUAGCAUUGAUGAUGCAAUGACCGAGGUGAUAGUGAAGAUUGAGAAUCCGGAGAAUGUCUCGCUCAACGGCGACGAGGAGGCUGUGUGCAAUGAGGCGAUCGACGAUGAGAAUACCUUUGAUUAUGAUCUGAAGCUGGCCAGUCCAUUGUCCUGGACCUAUGAUGCUGUUAAGAUCGAGAACGAAGAGUUUGAGGAUAGCUAUCUGAUGGAUAACGAUGAUGAUGAUGAUGAUCUGUUGACCACAGCGGCGGCAUCACAGAAACAUGCAAAGCAAUCGAAUGACAAGCAAAGAACCAACAACAACAACAACAACAGCAACACUGGCAACUCCAAAAUCGUGCUUAGCUCACAGCAACAGCAGCAGCAACAAUUGUUGCUGGAACAGCAGCAACAUUUGCAGCAUCUGCAACUGCAGCCCACCAGUCAAUCACUGCAAAUCAAGCUGCCCGCCAUACCAGCAACAAUAACCACAAUUGCAGCGCCUAAGCAACCGAUAGCCAGCACCAGCGGUGGUGCCAACAUAACCACCGCCAAUUCAACGCUACUGUCCAGCAAAUUGGCGCUGAAUAUGGACGCACAGAAUCUGAACUUGCACUGGUCCCACACCGAUGACAAUCGCUAUCGCAUUCUGGUGCAGAACAAGCGCAUGCGCAAGGAGUCACUGGAGCAUUCGGCGGACAUGAUCUACAAUGCGGACAUUGAGAAGCCCUGGGUGUGCCGCAACUGCAAUCGCACCUACAAAUGGAAGAACAGCCUCAAGUGUCAUCUGAAGAACGAGUGCGGCUUGCCACCGCGCUACUUCUGCAGCAAGAUGUGCGGUUAUGCGACGAAUGUGCACAGCAAUUUGAAGCGUCAUCUCAAUACCAAGUGCCGUGAUCGCGAGCAGGAGGAGCAGGAGAAGGAGAAGGAAAAGGAGAAGGAGAAGAAGCUGAAUGCCACUGCUGCUGUGGCAACAAGUGCCACCAUCAAUGCAACCGGCAACAACAACAUCAGCAGCAGCAGCAACAUCAGCAAUAUUAGCAACAACAGCAAUGGCAACAGCAGCACCUACACACUAGUCUUUCAAAAUGAAUAGACAGACAGGCAGACAGACAACAUGUUGUACAAAUAAGCCAGCGGAACUAGCAGCUGGAACUGGAACUAGCAAUGGAACUGACACAGUGUCAUCUCUUGGCACAUGAGCUGCAACCAAAAUGAAUGCAAGCUUCUCUUAGUAAAAUUUAAGAAUUGUUUUUGUUUUUAAUUCUUCGUUUAGUUUGUUUCUCUUUCUGAUUUCGAAUAUUUUUUCUGUUUUUUUUUUUAUAAAAUAGUUUUUAUGCAAAGCGCGUGCAAUUUUCAGCGCUUAAUCUAAAACAAAUCUUUAAAAAAAGUUAAAGCGCAGCACUGAAUUUGUCAUUAGUUUUAAUAUAAUUAAAAAUUUGUUUUGUUGCAUGCCACACAGUCGCAGUGCCAGUAAAUGUUGCAAGUAACAAAAAAAAAAAAAAAAACCAAAAAAAAAAAACCAAAACUUAGACUUAGUUGGCAAUACAAAUGAAAAUUGUGUAUUGUUUUAGCGAAUUCUCAAACAACAAACUAUACAAAAAAAAAAA